Messenger RNA from Adelges cooleyi (spruce gall adelgid), 3231 nucleotides. RefSeq names its product kinesin-like protein KIF23. The coding region runs from base 164 to 2740 and encodes 858 amino acids. Gene Ontology annotation, biological process: microtubule-based movement. NCBI's taxonomy places the organism in Eukaryota, Metazoa, Arthropoda, Insecta, Hemiptera, Adelgidae. The transcript is spliced from 14 exons. The record is from RefSeq and is a predicted model, not a curated record. Gene Ontology annotation, cellular component: microtubule; nucleus; kinesin complex. Gene Ontology annotation, molecular function: ATP binding; microtubule motor activity; microtubule binding.
AAAACAUUUUGCUGAUUCAAACAACAUAAUUUCAACAUGCUUUUCUUGUUGAGUCGUCCGUGUCGUUGAAACAGUUCGGUUGAAACACCAUAAGCUCGGCCAACGCAAUACUAUUACGGUGUAAAAAAUCUUCACCGGUCUGAAUGCAAGUGCGAUCGUCAAGAUGAAGCGAGCAACUUGUAGCCAAACGACGAGGAAACCCAAAAGGACCAAAUCGGACGAUGACGCCAAAGAUCCAAUUCAAGUAUACUGUCGCAUACGACCGCCGACCGCCUGCUUAGACAAUCCGUGCAUUACGGUGGUGUCGGAUACCGAUUUGCAAAUCAGUUGCCCACCCGACGACAGGGGCGUAUCCAGAGAAGGGCAGUUCAGUUAUAAAAAAAUAUUCACCGAAUACGAACCCCAAGAGAUGGUGUUCCAAGACUUGGCAUUACCGCUCAUCGAGCAACUGUUGUCCGGUAAAAGCGGUUUGCUGUUCGCCUACGGCAUAUCGGGCAGCGGUAAAUCCUAUACGAUGACUGGCAAUCAAGAUGACGGAGGUAUCGUUGGUCGGUGUUUCGACGUCAUAUUCAAUUCCAUUACAAAUUGCCAAGCCAGAAAGUUUACGUUCAAGCCGGACAAACUUAACGGUUACGAUGUACUGAGCCUGGAAGAAGCCAUGACGUGUCGUGCCGAAGAUUUUAAACACAAUGUAAAACACAUGAAGACGCCCAAAAAAAAAGAUGGAUCAGAUUCAGAUCGGGUGCCGUUUGAUUAUAGAAUCGUCGACAUUGACCAACACGUGGCGUAUUCUGUAUUUAUCAGUUACGUAGAAAUAUACCACAAUUACGUUUACGACCUUUUGGAAGACAUCACCGACGGGGAAAUUAAACGAAAUAGCAAAGUUAUCCGAGAAGAUUCAAACGGUAACAUGUACGUACACGGUGUUAAUGAAAAAGAAGCGACCAGUGCCGAAGAGGCCUUCUAUUGGUUGAAAAAAGGACAGUUAAACAAACGUACAGCUCCGACGUUUUUGAAUAUUGAUUCCAGUCGUAGUCAUACAGUGUUUACGUUACGCUUAGUACAAGCGCCUCUCGACGCCGAUGGUGUGAAUGUAAUUCAAGACAAAAAGUUUACUGUGGUCAGUCAAAUAUCAUUAGUUGAUUUGGCCGGCAGUGAAAGAGCCGGAAAAGCCAAAACAACCGGACAACGACUACAAGAAGCAGGUGAAAUAAACAAAUCGCUAUCGAAUCUUAAACUGUGCCUAAGGAUAUUGUACGAAAAUCAGUCUUCGAGCAAUUUAAAGAGCUUAGCCGAGAUAAUACCUUAUAGGAGUUCUAAGAUCACGCACUUGUUCAAGAGCUUUUUCGAAGGUUCUGGUUCGAUUAGAAUGUUGAUUUGUGUUAAUCCCAUGUCUGAACCGGCGGAACUUCUGCCUGUUCUACAGUUUGGAGAAAUGUCUGGAAACGUACAAGUGAAAAGAAUGACACCUUUACGAAUUGAUACGGGUUUGACGCCAGGCCGAAAGAAAAUUGUCGAUGUUCAGUCGUUGAACCGUAUACCGUGUGUUCUGGAAGAAGAUCCACCCGUUAACAGAAACAACGACAAUUUGAAAUAUGAUUACGACUUGAGUUUUAUGAAUUUAGGGCCUCCGUUACCUCAAAUGGAGUUCGAAGAGUUAUUAGUCGAAGAAAAGCGUCAAGAAAUGCUGAUUGCUGUGGAACAAAAAAUUAAAAUCAAAAAUGAAUUACGCGAUUUUUUAAUAAGCGAAAGCAAUGACAUAAGAUCAAAAAUUGUACACUUGGAAAGCAACUACACAGUUGCAUUACAAGACGUAAAGUCCAUACGAAUACUCAGGGAUCAAGAACAGAAUAAAAUAAAACAGUACAAAAACAAAGCAUUGUUAUUAGAAAAUGAACAGGGAUCUUUAAAAAGAAAAAUAGAGUUAUUGGAAAGUGAAAACAAAAGAUUGAAAUCUGGUAUAAGCGCCAAAGAAAAUAUGAUCAACGAAAUGGCGAGCGAUGCGGAUCAAUUAAAACAAAAAUACAACGCAAAAGUUAUCAAGAACAAAGAACGAUUGUCAAAAGACUUCAAAGAAAAAUGGAAAGCAAAAGAAAAUGAAUUUGAAGCCAAAUUACAAGAAAAGAAACGUAAACUUCGGCACAUCAAGAACAUUGCCGAGAGCACUGAAAGUAUUUCGAGCCAGGGCAGCACCCUUAAGCGAACGGUAUCCGACGAAAGUUUCAGCAAACCCAAUACUGGUUCAGUCGUCAACAAGCCUGUCGAAAACCCACCGAACAAGCCUUCGCAAGCACCGAACAUGCGACGUCUGCAUUCGAGGCGAUCGAAAUCUUGUGAUCCGCGAGAUCGUUGGAUAGAACACAAGCCGCCCGUACCGGUUCCGUUACAAACUGUAAUGCAACCCAAGAUGAGAAAACGUAAGUCCAUUACCAAACUGACCAAUGCCAAAACCGUAUCCAAAACCGACGCUUCCAAGUAUUGCCUACUCACCCAAGACAAAGACAGCGAUGGUGUUCCGGAGGCAAAACUGUACAAGGGGGAUAUCAUUCCAACAACCAGUGGAGGAGCUCAAGUGGUGUUCAACGACGUUGAAAAAUUACAGCAAGAUUGUCCGUUGGGUGGAUCGCCGGUAAAGAAACGCGUUCAAGCCUACAACGAAAGAAUCGAAGGUCACAUUCCAGACGAUCAACAAUCGAAAUGUUAUGGCAUACAAGGCUGUACGCCAAAUUCGAGAAAAUAACAAUUAUCCCAUAAGGAAGAAAAUAUUUCUUUAUAACCGUUAAGAAUUUUGUUGAUCUAGUUUUACAAAGACAAAUGUUAGAAAUUUUGUACCGUUAUUUGUAUAAGUUGUAUUUUUAGUAUUUAAAUGCAUGUUAUGUUUGAUUUUUCAAUUUGAAUUUUAAUAAUAAAAAGACAUUAUCAUUAUUUUACUUAAUCAGUUUAAGAAUAUCCAUAAGAUUUGAAUCAGAGUGUUAACAGUAUAGUUUACUUGUCUAUGAGCGUUAUGUUAUGUUAUAAGUGUUCUUCCGUCCACAUUAUUUUACUGAGCUAUUUUUUUUUUUCAAACAAGUAAUAGUAAAAAAAAAAAAAUGUUUGCUCCAAAAGUAUAAUUUUGUUUUUUUUUAUUGCAUGGAAACGCUUACUUUAACUAUUAUACAAUUGUUUUCUAGAAAUGUAUGUAUAUUUUAUAUGUGAAGUUUUUAAAGAAUGAGAUAUUAUAAUAUACAAUGU